GACGAUGCCCAAAGAACAAGCGGUAGACGUGGACACUGGAAAUGGCGAUACUCAACAACAUCUACUUUCGCGUAGUGCCACAUCGCAGGACUCGCAGAAGAAGGGUGCAGGAGAUACUGGACAAGAGCUUCGAGAUGAAACAGCAGUUCCAGCACACGACGAUAUUAUGGGUACUACUUCUACGCUCGAUAUGAACGACGUUGUUGGAGAGGAUGCACGACGAGAUCUCCGACAGGACGUUUAGUUCGAGAUCUCGUCGUGCAGAUGAGUCUAAAUCUAUCUGAUUUGCCUUUGCAGUCCUCCCUCGGCGGAGUACCAAGAUCACUACUAACCAUUAGGACUAGCCAUAGACCACACACUACCGAGAAGAUAAGCAAACAACCCUAACCAUCAGGACCCGUGUACCCAUAGACCACAUACUACCAUGAAGGUAAGUACACAACACAAGUACUCAUACAUUAUACCAAGAUUUAAGUGUUUACAACGAACACAAGAAGUGCCAAGAUUGAUAGGCACUCAUGUAGAUUGUGGACUUUUUAGGUAAAAGCCCGUCUAAUAUGUACUGCAACUCUAACCGGGGGAUGAUGACUACGACCGAGCCUAGUUUUCCUUGUGGGACUUCAAUGCGAGC
This is a messenger RNA of Amoebophrya sp. A25, 631 nucleotides long. Lineage: Eukaryota; Dinophyceae; Syndiniales; Amoebophryaceae. The record is from the annotation of a GenBank genome assembly.